AUGCAGGGAGUCCGACGACUGAGCAAGACCCUCCAACAGCGGGGCGAAGGCAAGCAUGCAGGGCAGGCUGAGGAUGAAGAGAUGCUGUCAGUGCGCUUGGUCCACAAGCGGGCCUUGACGCUGUUGAACGAUACCGUCGUCCCGGCGAAUCUCUUCCUGUUCAACGCCUGCGGCAUUCUCUGGAACCCUGCCCAGGACAUCUAUCCUCACCAUCCUGGUCAUGCCAACCCAGCCAGUUUAAACUCUUUGAGCUCAUUCAUCCUCCUCCGGGUCAGUUGA
Molecule: messenger RNA, 279 nt
Organism: Puccinia triticina
Lineage: Eukaryota; Fungi; Basidiomycota; Pucciniomycetes; Pucciniales; Pucciniaceae
Exons: 2
Coding region: 1-279 (92 amino acids)
Source: RefSeq, a predicted model, not a curated record